CCGCUUCUGGAGAGGCCCCAAUGCAGGCGGAGAAUCAGAACUCAAUCCCGUCCGACACGGGGAAUGAUAACCCAUCUGAUAGAAAAUGAGCUCCCCCGAAGAGCCUUGGUGUCGUCUCCUAACCGAAUACACCAAUGGCUUUCUGGUCUCCAAGGUGAUGUUCACGGCCUGUGAGCUGGGAAUAUUUGACCUCUUGGAGGGGACGGGGAGGCCCCUGGGUUCAGAAGCCAUCGCCGACCUCCUGGGCACAAGUCACCAUGGGAUGGAGCUCCUGCUGAACACCUGUGUGGGACUCAAGCUACUCCACAGGGAAACCGACGACGGAAAAGCUUUGUACCAAAAUACAGCACUUGCCACCUUAUAUCUUACCCAGUCUGGCCCCAAAUCCCAGUAUCACAUGCUGCUGUAUUACUCCAAAACCACCUACGUGUGCUGGAACUACCUAACAGAAGCUGUGAGAGAAGGCAAAAACCAGUACGUGAGGGCGUUUGGCAAGUCAUCGCAGGAACUCUUCGAAGCAAUCUACAGGUCGGAGGAAGAACUCUUGACGUUCAUGUCGGGCCUGAACGAGAUCUGGAGUAUCUGUGGCGAAGAAGUGAUGGCUUCAUUUGACCUUUCACCUUUCCCGCUCAUCUGUGAUCUUGGGGGGGACUUUUUCAAAGAGACCAUUCCGGAAGCCAAUCUGUACAUUCUAGCGAGGGUUCUUCAUGACUGGGGAGAUGAGAAAUGCCUGCAGCUUUUAUCUAAGAUCUACCAAGCCUGCAAACCAGGCUGCGGGCUGUUGGUGGUAGAGACCGUCUUGGAGGACAACAAGACGGGGCCUUUGGUGGCUCAGCUCUACUCCAUGAACAUGCUCGUCCAGACGGAGGGGAAAGAACGAACCGCCGCCGAAUAUCGCGGGCUGCUCACGGCAGCUGGCUUCUCGCGCAUCCAGGUCAAGCGAACGGGAAACCUGUACGAUGCUAUUUUAGGCAGGAAGUAA
This is a messenger RNA of Tachyglossus aculeatus (Australian echidna), 982 nucleotides long. It is a transcript of the gene ASMT, whose product is annotated as acetylserotonin O-methyltransferase. The transcript is spliced from 8 exons. Gene Ontology annotation, biological process: melatonin biosynthetic process; methylation. The record is from RefSeq and is a predicted model, not a curated record. NCBI's taxonomy places the organism in Eukaryota, Metazoa, Chordata, Mammalia, Monotremata, Tachyglossidae. The coding region runs from base 86 to 982 and encodes 298 amino acids. Gene Ontology annotation, molecular function: acetylserotonin O-methyltransferase activity.